AAUAAAUUUUCGCAAUGUCGUGCUGUUUCGAGUUACUUAAAACAUUUUCCGUGUUUGUUUUUGGUAUUCAGCUAAUUUUCGGAGUAUUUCGAUGGAUAUAUGAGAAUAUUGUUGGACCAAGAUUUUUGGAACCAACGGACCUUCGUAAAUACGGAAAGUGGGCAUUGGUUACGGGUGCAACUGACGGAAUCGGCAAACAAUAUGCGAAAUCAUUAGCAGAUCGUGGGUUUAACAUUGUUCUGGUUUCACGAUCACUUACUAAGCUUCACGAUGUAGCCAAGGAGAUAUCAAAAUCCUACAACGUCCAGACCCAUCUCAUUGCUAUAAAUUUUACCGAUGGACCAGAAAUCUACGAUCAAAUUAAGCAACAAAUUGCCGGAAUAGAAAUCGGUGUUCUGGUUAACAACGUUGGGAUGUUUCAUCUAGCACCUGAAUACUUUCUUGAUAUUCCCGAUAGAGACAAAAUGAUUCUGGACAUUAUCAAAUGUAACAUCACAUCCGUUCCCAUGAUGUGCAGUUUAAUUUUACCGCAAAUGGUGCAACGGCAAAGCGGUUUAAUUAUAAACAUUUCUUCUGUAUCUGCUUGCAUUCCUUGUCCUAACAUGAGCAUUUAUUCUUCAUCGAAAGCAUUUGUUGCCAAAUUUUCUUCCGAUCUCGCUGCUGAAUACGAAUCACAAGGAAUUACCGUACAAGCAUUAACGACUGGUAGUGUUGGUACAAAUAUGACCAAAGUUAAAGGUGGUAGCUUCAACGUUCCAACACCGAAGCAAUACGUUGAAUCAGCUAUUCGGUAUGUUGGCUACGCUCGAAAUACCAAUGGUUUUCUUCCACAUUCGCUGAUGCAGUUUAUUGUACAAUUUAUGAACUUUGUUUCUCCAUCAGUUACUGAAAAGUUAAUGUUGAAGCGUAUGCGAGAAGCACGUGCUAGAUUUUUCAAAGAAUCACAAUAAAGAUUUCGGUUUUGGUCGGGCUCAAAAAAUGCUGGAUC
Bradysia coprophila is the source of this 988-nucleotide messenger RNA. Its product is annotated as very-long-chain 3-oxoacyl-CoA reductase-like. Gene Ontology annotation, molecular function: oxidoreductase activity. The record is from RefSeq and is a predicted model, not a curated record. Gene Ontology annotation, cellular component: endoplasmic reticulum. Lineage: Eukaryota; Metazoa; Arthropoda; Insecta; Diptera; Sciaridae.